AUGGCUUCGGUUGCACGGGUUGUGAUGGCUUGGAUGGUGACCACAAGUGUCACAGUGUCUGGGGCCCCGCUGGCGGCCAGCGGCGCCCGCUUGCGAGUGAAGGCCGGAGGCAACGCCACGUGCCCGUGGCAGGUGUCGCUCCUGGACGCUGCUGGCGGCGACGGCGGACGCCAGCUCUGCAGCCGGGAACUGAGCAUCUCCUUCGGAGGAGAGCGUGUGGCGUAUGAAAACUGGAGUAGCAGGGGAGCACAGUCACCCUUCUGUGGGCAAAUCAACAACGACGUCUGGCUGCUCUCUGCCGAUUGCUCAGAAUGGAGAAUGUUUGUCUGCGAAUAUGACCUUCGGCCACGUACGUUAUCUGCCGCCCCAGCAUCUUUGCCUGUGCCUCUGCCCACUGCCAACUGCUCCGAGGUUAAGAGACAGCUACUGCGAGACAGAGGAUACGCACCUCUAGUCGGGUGGAACAAAACCUACGUCAAGGACAUGGGAGAGAUAAGUUCGUGGAAUGAAGCAAAGAUGAUUUGUGAAAAAGACGGCACCCAAAUGGUCACCAUAGAUUCUGACGAAAAAGCCGACGCUCUCUUUGCAUUCAUCGAGUCCUCAAAUAUUACCAUGGAUUUCUACAUCGGUGUCAAGACUGGACGCCCAGUUACAGUGCUAGGUAAGUAG
Gryllus bimaculatus (two-spotted cricket) is the source of this 669-nucleotide messenger RNA. NCBI's taxonomy places the organism in Eukaryota, Metazoa, Arthropoda, Insecta, Orthoptera, Gryllidae. The record is from the annotation of a GenBank genome assembly.